Messenger RNA from Dipodomys ordii (Ord's kangaroo rat), 4861 nucleotides. It is a transcript of the gene Abcc10, whose product is annotated as ATP-binding cassette, sub-family C (CFTR/MRP), member 10. Gene Ontology annotation, biological process: transmembrane transport. The record is from RefSeq and is a predicted model, not a curated record. Gene Ontology annotation, cellular component: membrane. Gene Ontology annotation, molecular function: ATP binding; ABC-type transporter activity; ATP hydrolysis activity. The coding region runs from base 171 to 4730 and encodes 1519 amino acids. NCBI's taxonomy places the organism in Eukaryota, Metazoa, Chordata, Mammalia, Rodentia, Heteromyidae. The transcript is spliced from 21 exons.
UGAGAUAUCAAAAUUCGGCGCAAGUCAAGGUCUUUACGCUUCCGGAUCUCCAGGGGCAGAGAGACGAGAGAGGAAAGAGAGGCGGCAAGGCCGGGGACCAGACGCCAGAAAUCGGCCAGCUGCUAGGGACCCAGACGCCCUCCAUUCCUCCGCUCCGAGGUGCGGCAUCCAUGGAGCGGUUCCUGGCCGGGCUGUGUGGCUCCGACGCCGCGCGGCCGCUCCCGCUGUGGGAGGGGGGCACCACGGGCCACUGCUUCACCCAGCUGGUGCUCGGCGCCCUGCCCCACGCGCUCCUCGCCGUGCUCAGCGCCUGCCGCCUGGGCACCCCGAGGUCUCCAGAUUAUGUGGUACCCUGCAGUCCUGGCUGGCGCCUCAGACUCACAGCUUCCUUCCUGCUCUCCCUCUUCCCACUGCUGGACCUCCUUCCAGUUGCUCUGCCACCAGGGACAGGCCCGGGGCCCCUAUGGCUAGAGGUGCUGGCGGACUGUGUGGCAGCUGUGGCCUGGAUCACCCACAGCCUGGCCCUGUGGGUGUUGGCUCAUUCCCCUCAUGGCCAUUUCCGAGGGCCCUUGGCUUUAGCUCUGGCAGCUUUCCUGCCAGCUCCAGCCCUAGUGCUGACCUUGCUGUGGCAUUGCCAGCAAGACACGUUUCUACCCCCACUUCUCCCAGGGUCCCUGGCCCGCCUGUGUCUUCUCAUUUUGCAGCUGGCAGCAAUCUUGGCCUAUGGACUGGGCUGGGCAGCCCCUGGGGGGUCACAGGGACCCUGGACUCAGGAACCCUUCCUGUCCUCUGAGGAUCAAGAAUCUGAGGUGGCUGAAGAUGGGGAGAGUUGGCUGUCACGUUUUUCCUAUGCUUGGCUGGCUCCCUUGCUGGCCCGCGGGGCCCGAGGGGAGCUCCGGCAGCCUCGGGACACUUGCCGUCUUCCCCGAAGGCUGCAUCCUGCCUAUCUGGCCCGUGCCUUCCAGGCGCACUGGCAGGAGGAGGCGCGGCUGUGGAGAGCCCUGUAUGGGGCCUUUGGACGCUGCUACCUGGCCCUUGGACUGCUGAAGCUGCUGGGGACCAUGCUGGCCUUCUCAGGACCUCUGCUGCUCUCCCUGUUGGUGGGCUUCCUGGAGGAAGGGCACGAGCCCCUAAGCCAUGGCCUUCUCUAUGCCCUGGGCCUCACCAGUGGGGCUGUGCUAAGCGCUGUUUUGCAGAAUCAGUAUGGGUAUGAGGUACGUAAGGUGACACUUCAGGCACGGGGGGCCGUGCUGAAUACUUUGUAUCGCAAGGCCUUGCAUCUGGGGCCCCAACGCCCUCCUGUUGGCGAGGUGUUAAACCGACUUGGCACUGACUCAGAGCGGUUGCUUAACUUCGCCAGCAGCUUCCACGAGGCCUGGGGCCUACCCCUGCAACUGGCUAUCACCCUCUACCUGCUACAUCAGCAGGUGGGGUUGGCCUUUGUGUCUGGUCUGAUCUUAGCACUGCUGCUGGUACCUGUCAACAAAGCAAUCGCCACCCGCAUCAUGGCCAGCAAUCAGGAGAUGCUACAGCACAAGGAUGCACGGGUUAAGCUCAUGGCAGAGCUGCUGAGUGGCAUUCGAGUCAUCAAGUUCUUUGGAUGGGAGCAGGCGCUGGGGGCCCAAGUUGAGGCCCGCCGGGCUCGAGAACUGGGACGACUCCGCGUGAUCAAAUACUUGGAUGCAGCCUGUGUAUACUUGUGGGCUGCCCUGCCAGUAGUCAUCUCCAUAGUUAUCUUCAUCACCUAUGUCCUCAUGGGGCACCAGCUCACUGCCACCAAGGUUUUCACAGCACUGGCACUGGUGCACAUGCUCAUUCUUCCCCUCAACAACUUUCCCUGGGUGAUUAACAGUCUCUUGGAGGCCAGAGUGUCCUUGGACCGGAUCCAGUGUUUCCUUGACCUUCCAAAUCACAACCCUCAGACCUACUACAGCUCAGAUCCCCCCACAGAUCCAUCUGUAGUAUUGGAGCUACACGAAGCCCUGUUUUCCUGGGACCCCACAGGAACCAGCCAGAAGACUUUCAUCAGUCACCUUGAAGUGAAAAAGGGUAUGCUGGUGGGAAUCGUGGGGAAGGUAGGCUGUGGGAAGAGCUCGCUGCUGGCUGCCAUCACUGGAGAGCUCCACAGGUUGCAUGGACAGGUGGCAGUGUGGGGACUGUCCAAGGGCUUUGGCCUGGCCACCCAGGAGCCCUGGAUCCAGUUUGCCACCAUCCGAGACAACAUCCUUUUUGGGAAGACAUUUGAUGCCCAGCUGUACAAGAAGGUGCUGGAAGCCUGCGCCCUCAGUGAUGACCUGAGUAUCCUGCCUGCUGGAGACCAGACAGAGGUGGGGGAGAAGGGUGUGGCUCUCAGCGGGGGACAGCGGGCCCGCAUUGCCCUUGCUCGAGCUGUCUACCAAGAGAAGGCACUCUAUCUGCUUGAUGACCCCCUGGCUGCUGUGGAUGCAGAUGUGGCCAACCACCUGCUACACAGGUGCAUUCUGGGAGUUCUGGGCCACACCACUCGGCUGCUCUGUACCCACCGCAUCGAGUAUCUGGAGAACGCUGACGUGGUGCUACUGAUGGAGGCCGGGCACCUUGUCUGUGCUGGGCCUCCCUCUGAGAUUCUGCCAUUGGUACAAGCUGCCCCCAAAGCCUGGGCUGAGGAUGGACAAGAACCUGACUCAGCCAGUGCCCAGUCAGUACAGAACCUGGAGAAAACAGAGGGGCUGGAGGAGGAGCAGAGCACAUCUGGCCGCCUGCUGCUGGACGAGAGCAAGAAGGAAGGCGCUGUGGCCUGGCACGUGUACCGAGCAUACUGGAGGGCCGUGGGCCAGGGCUUGGCCCUCGCCAUCCUCUUCUCCCUGCUCCUCAUGCAAGCCACACGCAAUGCUGCCGACGGGUGGCUCUCCCACUGGAUCUCCCAGCUAAAGGCAGCCAGGAAUAAUAGCUCCCAGGUGGUACCAGCCCCUGCCAGCCCCGGCUCCAGUGGCCCCUUGUCGGCACAGCUGCUUCUCUUCUCACCCGGAAGCCUCUACACUCCUGUGUUCCCACUGCCCAAAGCUGCCCCCAAUGGCUCCUCAGACAUCCGUUUCUACCUCACCGUGUACGCGACCAUAGCUGGUGUCAACUCCAUCUGCACCCUUCUCCGCGCAGUGCUUUUUGCAGCAGGCACGCUCAAAGCAGCCGCCACCCUGCACCGCCGCCUGCUACAUCGAGUGCUUCUGGCACCGGUGACUUUCUUCGACUCCACGCCCAUGGGCCGGGUUCUAAACCGCUUCUCCUCUGACGUGGCCUGUGCAGAUGACAGUCUGCCCUUCCUCCUCAACAUCCUGCUGGCCAACAUGGCAGGUCUGCUGGGGCUCCUGUCUAUGCUGGGCUAUGGCCUGCCCUGGCUACUGCUACUGCUGCCGCCCCUGAGCGUCAUCUACUAUCGCGUACAGCGCCACUACAGGGCCUCCUCCCGGGAGCUGCGGAGGCUGAGCAGCCUCACCCUGUCCCCACUCUACACCCACCUGGCCGACACCUUGGCUGGCCUCCCUGUGAUCCGGGCUGCAGGGGCCACCUACAGGUUUGAGGAGGAGAACCAGCAACUCCUAGAGCUAAACCAGAGGUGCCAGUUUGCUUCCUAUGCCACGAUGCAGUGGCUGGACAUUCGGUUGCAACUCAUGGGGGCAGUGGUGGUCAGUGCCAUCGCGGGCAUUGCCCUGGUGCAGCACCAGCAAGGCCACACCAACCCAGGACUGGUGGGCCUGUCCUUGUCAUACGCCCUGUCCCUGACCGGCCUGCUCUCAGGCCUGGUGAGCAGCUUCACGCAGACGGAAACCAUGCUGGUGAGCGUGGAGCGGCUGGAGGAGUACUCCUGUGACCUGCCCCAGGAGCCCCAAGGGCAGCUGCUACAGCAGGACGUUGGCUGGCUAACCCAAGGGAGUGUGGAAUUCCAGGACGUGGUAUUGGUGUACCGACCAGGGCUGCCCAAUGCCCUGGACGGGGUGAGCUUCCGUGUGCAGCCUGGAGAGAAGCUGGGCAUUGUGGGCCGCACAGGCUCCGGCAAGUCUUCCCUGUUUUCGGUGCUCUUCAGGCUGUUGGAGCCCAGUGUGGGAAGAGUGCUACUGGACGGUGUGGACACCAGCCAGCUCCAGCUGGCAGAGCUCAGAUCCCAGCUAGCCAUCAUCCCCCAGGAGCCUUUUUUGUUCAGUGGGACUGUUCGGGAAAACCUGGACCCCCGGGGCCUACACGAGGAUGCGGCCUUGUGGCAGGCCCUGGAGCAGUGCCACCUGAGCGAGGUGAUCGCCUGCAUGGGUGAGUGGCAGGACCUGACCUGGAGAACGGGAAGGGAGCAGGAGCGGCCGCCCGGGGCGAACAUGUUCUGCCUUGCAGGUGGCCUGGAUGGGGAGCUGGGCGAAGGGGGCCGGAGCUUGUCCCUGGGACAGAGGCAGCUGCUGUGUUUGGCCAGGGCUCUCCUCACAGACGCCAAGAUCCUGUGUAUUGAUGAGGCCACAGCAAGCGUGGACCCGAAGACAGACCAGCUGCUCCAGCAGACGAUCCACAGACGCUUUGCCAAUAAGACAGUGCUGACCAUAGCGCACAGGCUCAACACAAUCCUGAACUCAGAUCGGGUCCUGGUGCUACAAGCAGGACGGGUCAUGGAGCUGGACUCCCCCACUGCCCUGUGCAGCCAGCCCCACUCACUGUUCCAGAAGCUUCUGCAGAGCAGCCAGCAGGGAGCCCACUCUGCUGGAGGGUCCUGAGCCAGGCUUCCUACUGAGAUCCCCUCCAUCUGCCCCAGGCCCUGUUGGCAUCAACAUGGGGCUGCGUGUUUACAUCCUCUCCCCUGUGGCUCUACCUCUCCUAACCCUCUGGGGAAAGGACACGUUGGAUU